AAAAAAAACAUUGUUAAUGGACUAGAAGGUUUUCAGAUGGCUGGAACAAUUGUGGCCAGAAGUUGUGACUUAAAAAUCAAAUAAAUACAAAAGUGCAAACGAAACAAAGCAAUCAAGAAUCUUCUAUUUCUCCAAUUGAUCAAAACCCGCGUACUUCCUUUUCUCAGAUUCUAUACAAAAAAAGAUCUCUUUUGUUUUCUCAGCUUGUCCCACUUGGGGGUUCUGAUUCUCUUCAGCACUGGAACCAUUUCUAUAUCAAAUCUUGUCUUUAUGCUUGAUUUUAUGUUCUGUUGGAGAAUCUUCAUGAUCUGGGUAUUCUUCGAUUCCUCAAGUAAGUUGCUUCUGAUGUGUUAAAUACCAUUGACUUUUGUUCAUGUGUAAAGUUGUUCUAUGGUCAUAGGUCGUGAAAUUUAGACUUUUUUUUUAAAAAUAAUAAUUGCGGGAAUUUAUGCUGUGGACAAUUAAUUGAUGGAUUAUGAUCUGGAGUUUGUGCUUCAGUGAAUAUAUACUUGAAUGAAUCAAUAACAAUCACAAAAUCUCAAUUUUGAAUUGAGAAUUUUGUGAAUUGGUUGUGUGUCAGGGGAAUUAGAUUAAAUUUGUGGAAAUAUGAUUGUUUUGUUCGAUUAUUGAGGCUUUUUAGUCCAGAAAAUGUGAGGGUUUUUUGGAAGUACUUUUCAUAGAGGGUUAGGAUUUGCAUUAGAUUAUCAUCUAGUCUGGUUUGGGAAGUGAAAGAAAACAUGGAUGAUGGUGAAGUAGAGCUUUCUGACCAGCAUGGUUUGUUACUGAAUCCCGAUUCGUCUACAAAUACUCAUCAGCCAUCAUCAUCAUCUAUAGAUUCAGUUCUUGAUGAAUUCUUGAAGAACACAAGAACAUGCACUCACACUCACACUUGCAAUCCUCCUGGCCCUGGCCCUGACACAUCACACACACACACAUGCUUCCACACCCACACCCAAGUCUUUCCAUCAGGAGAAGAUGACGAUCCGCCACAAGGUGAAGAUCAUCUGGUGCCAAAACCUCGGAGGGCUUCGGGCAACAGAGAAGCGGUACGGAAAUAUAGGGAGAAGAAGAAGGCACACACUGCUUACUUGGAAGAGGAAGUCAAGAAAUUGAGACUCUUGAACCAGCAGUUAAUCAGGAAACUGCAAGGGCAGGCAAUUCUUGAAUCUGAAAUCUUGAGGCUGAGAGGCCUAUUGCUUGAUCUUCGAGGCAAAAUUGAUGAGGAAUUGGGUGUUUUCCCUUUCCAAAACAAGUGUGAUCCGACAGCUACUUUCAAGGAAGGCGAAUGUGGGGUCCAGUCUAAUGGAACUGCAAUGGCCCUACAAUGCGAGAAUGAUGUUCCGUGCUUUCAUCCUCAUCUGGAUAUACCAAUGCAGGGCGGUAGUGUUGUUGGUAAUGGGAAGAUGGCAGUUUCUUGGGAAGAAAACUGUCAACCGGCAAUUAUUGACUGUCAAGCUAACACAAAUGGUGUAGUUAGUGCUAAUGGAUGUCCCAUUGAUGCAAUGGAAACCUUGGUGUCAUCGGCAUCUCAAGCUGAACAACUGAACGAAAAAGAUACCAUCGCGUUGUAAGUUUCUCAAAUGCUUUGACUUUCCUAUUCUGAUACACUAGGCUUAAUUUCAGAAAACAGUAAUAGAACUUGGCUAUAAAUGGUGAGAUUGAUGGUUCUGUAUAAUAUAGCACUUUGAGAAGGUUGAAUGUCGCUGUAAUAAUAUAUACAUAUACGUACAUGUUAACAUAACUCUACUCUAGCAGAGAAUUUAUAAAAUUUUACUAUUUAUAUGAACACAGCAUGUAAAUAGAACUGCUGCAUUUAUUUUGACUA
Messenger RNA from Camellia sinensis, 1825 nucleotides. Its product is annotated as basic leucine zipper 24. NCBI's taxonomy places the organism in Eukaryota, Viridiplantae, Streptophyta, Magnoliopsida, Ericales, Theaceae. Gene Ontology annotation, molecular function: DNA-binding transcription factor activity, RNA polymerase II-specific; RNA polymerase II cis-regulatory region sequence-specific DNA binding. Gene Ontology annotation, biological process: DNA-templated transcription; regulation of transcription by RNA polymerase II. The record is from RefSeq and is a predicted model, not a curated record.